AUGAGGAAGUGGUCGGAUGAGAGGUCCGGAAAUCCUGUGAGCGGUCCACAGGAUUUCCUCUCCAGGAAAUCCUGUGUGAGAGUGAUGGGGAGCAGAAGACGCGAAAUUUUAGAAGACAACGCAGCGUUCGCGUGGUACGCGGAGGGCAGCAACGUGUGUCCCGUGAGGAUCAACAGCGACGGCGUCGGUCUGCUGAAGCUGUGGCAGCAACAGCUGCGUCAGUUCACCAACGUCGGUCUGGAGACCGCGCAGGCCAUUGCUCGGGCCUACCCUGCACCCAGGCUUCUUAUUCAGGCAUACGAAGGCCUCCCCGCGGCCGAGGCAGCGCAGUUGCUCGCCGACAUCGCCGUGGUGCGAGGCGCGGGCCCCUGCAUGACUACACGCAAGCUGGGCAAGGAGCUCAGCAAGAAGAUCUACACGUUCUUCACGUCAUCGCAGCCUUGCCAAGCACUUGGCAGCUGAGGGC
This is a messenger RNA of Hyalella azteca, 466 nucleotides long. RefSeq names its product crossover junction endonuclease EME1-like (gene mms4). Gene Ontology annotation, cellular component: nucleus; Holliday junction resolvase complex. The transcript is spliced from 3 exons. The record is from RefSeq and is a predicted model, not a curated record. Gene Ontology annotation, biological process: mitotic intra-S DNA damage checkpoint signaling; resolution of meiotic recombination intermediates; double-strand break repair. NCBI's taxonomy places the organism in Eukaryota, Metazoa, Arthropoda, Malacostraca, Amphipoda, Hyalellidae. The coding region runs from base 1 to 462 and encodes 153 amino acids.